AUGAGAAUAAUCGGAAAAGCCCUCAAGGGAUCGGGACGAAACGCUAGGCCCCACCUCUGCUUCUUCGAAGCUCUUGACAAGUUCUACGAGAAGAGGACAAAGGGGAUUGGCGUUAGAUCGGGAUUUAUCCCUCAGGAUCAGAUUUCUUGCUCUGUGUUUCAGCAAGGAGCAAGAAAAGCAAGCAGAAACCGCAGAAACCACCUGGGCAGCCGCCAAGUCACAUGUUGGGCCCUCGGUCUGGAGUAUCUACCAGUAGAGAAGGUCAAAGAAGGGGAUAAUCGAACUGACUCGCCAGAUUGCGUCUGCUUAGGGAGCUUAAGGCCUCCAAGAAUGCCAAAAAUUAUUUUAGGUGAUUCCAAGUCUACACAGGGCCGCUAUGACGUCAAGAUGGCCACUUGGCUGAGCUCCGUCGCACAGUACUUGCCCUCUUUGGGAACAAUUCAUUGCUGCUACGACCACUCGAUGAACGAAUCUUCUGACGACCCUCCAUUAAUAGACCGCAUUGCUCGCCACCUCCACAUCAGCGUCGAUGCCCACGAAACCUCCCUAGGCCUCAACAGCCACAGUAAUCACAACCACAAUCCUGACCUACCCAUAGCAGAUCCUUCUGUUCAAAAAAUUGACUCAACCGACAGCAUUGGUAGCCAACCAAAUUGCCAAUAUGGAUCGAAGGCUACCCUCACGAAGGAAGCAACCUCAGUCUGCCCUCCCGCCUCUACGAAAUCCAGUACAGGCGAUGGAGAAAACUCUGCCUCCAUAGAAACUGUGGAGAAAGGAUCUCUCAUACUUCAAAUGUGCCAUACCGUACGCUUGAUCAUUUUGUCAAGUUGGGUCAACUGGGCUCUUCUUUUUGUUCCCGUUGGAAUUACUCUGGGUGUGAUGCACCGUAUCAUGGGCCAUAAGAGCCCUAUCAGUCCAACCGUGAAAGAAGUCCGGGUAGUGCAGGCAUCCCUGCUUGGGUCGAUUCUGGCAAAUUUGCUUCUUAUUCUAGGAAUGUGCUUCCUAUUUGGCGGUCUUCGAUAUCGAGAACAGGUGAGAGGAUUCGAGGUACUAGUGACCGUCUAUGUGCUGAUUGGGUGUUACCAGCUAUAUAAUUCAAACAUUACCCAAAUGAGUGCCGCUUUACUCAGUCUCAGUGUCAUGAGCCUUCUGUUACCAACAGCUUUCCACGCAUCGUUCAGUAACCUUGAGACUGCUGAUACUGUUGUAUUGAAAGUGAGCAGGGGCACCAGCGUGCUCAUCGGAAUCCAGCUCAUCAAGUGA
Histoplasma mississippiense is the source of this 1263-nucleotide messenger RNA. RefSeq lists its product with no specific name. Gene Ontology annotation, biological process: calcium ion transmembrane transport; intracellular calcium ion homeostasis. Bases 1 to 1263 code for a protein of 420 amino acids. Gene Ontology annotation, molecular function: calcium:proton antiporter activity. The transcript is spliced from 7 exons. Gene Ontology annotation, cellular component: fungal-type vacuole membrane. The record is from RefSeq and is a predicted model, not a curated record. Lineage: Eukaryota; Fungi; Ascomycota; Eurotiomycetes; Onygenales; Ajellomycetaceae.